AUGGGAAUAUUUGUGGAAAGAACAAAGAACAUACUCGUGACAGACACCAUUAUUCACCAGUACAGAUCAAAUGUCUAUGGAAUCUUUCUUGAGAAACGCAAUUACAUUAACGAUUUUUGUCAUAUGAUAGUAAAAUCUGCGAAGGAGAGCAUUUGUAACGGGCACGAUGACCUUGAUAACUUUCAUUUGGAAGAUGUCAUCAUCGAUAAAGAGUGUGAGGAUGAAAAGUACACGACUGCUCUUAGUCGUGUUAUAGAAGCCAAUAAAGGUAAUAUCAAAUCUGUCACCAUUCAAAAAGAGAAGACGAUUGAAGAUGAAAAGGCAGACUCCAUAAUGGCAGCUUUAGGUCUUCAGACUAUAUAUUCCAUUGAGAAAUUGUACAUCUGGGGAGAAAUACCAAACGAAUUACUCCAAAGUCUUCUGCAAAAUUCGAAAGCGACUCUCAAAUGUUUAGAAUUAUGGGACAUGUCUCUGAGCAGCAUUGAUACCAAUCUCAUUUCGAAACUAGACAAUUUAGAAGGUGUGUCGUUGCUUGGAAUCGUCGCUUCACAUGAUGUACUCAAGGAAUUGAUGUCUAAUUUUGAGAAACGUUUCAAACUGCAACAAAUAAUAUUCAAUACCAUGAAGUGCAUUGACCAUUCAGAGUUCUGUGCCGGUUGUGAUCUGAGGAUUUCAGAAAAGUCAAUGCCCACAUUUUUUAUGCUAGAUAAAGUUCAUGUCAGAAACAUACAUGUAAAUGCUAAAAAACUACAACAUUGUGUAAUUGAAUGGCUAGACCCUCCAAGUGCGCUCGUAUCUUUUCUGCAAUGCCUGAAAAAUGCACAUAACCUCGAAAGAUUCGAUUAUGAGGGUCAUACAAAUGCCACUGACACACAUUUUCUUCUGGAAACAGUUUCAAAGCUCAUACAUCUUAAGUAUCUUAGGCUUCGACUCGUAGAUUUAAAUGAAAGCUAUGACAUAAAUAUCUCAAAUCUGAAGAACCUCAGGCAUGUACAUUUGUGCAAUGUGACGAUGAAAAAUGAAAUACUUAAAAACUUCAUUACCCAGGUUGCAUCAAUUGGCACAUCAAUAAUGGUUCUGAUAGAUGACUGGAAUGUUUCGUCGUCGUCAGACUAUCAUGAAAUUAAAGAAUGGAUGCGAUCAUUUGCAGCAAUACAAAUCCUCGGCGGGGAAGGCGAACUAAACGGCCAGUUGCACUUUAAAACAUUGGUUACACCAAGUAGUACUGUGUCUCCUAAAACAUUUUCAAGAAAAGAUGAUAACGCAUGGAGUCAAUGUCUUUGCAAAACAUCACAAGAGGCACUAAACCUUGCAGACGUCUUGUUGAAGAACAACUCAGUGCCGACGGAAGACGCUCUGAAUAGGUUAUGUGAACACUUUGGAAAAAAAGAUAAAUUCUUUUUGCAUCUGUGCCGUUGCAUUUGUGCGUACAUUAAAAGUAAGAGUAGAAAAAUAGUGCACGUUUACUCUUCGUACCAGAUGUUACACGAGAACGAAAUAGUCUUUGUCGUGUUUGUCAAGGAGAGUUUGUCUAAGAGCGAGGAAACCAAAAUUAGAAACAAUUGUAAGGUCGAAAUAAGAUUGAUAGAUACAUACAGCCCUGAAGGGAAGUUAGUAAUGAACAGUAAAGAAAACUGUGACUCGGAAUUGUCUGUUUCAGAAAUAGAGACUGUAAAACGCUGUCUUGACAUAUUUGCAGCAGAGUUAAUGAAAAAGCAUAAAUACCUUUCACUGAUUAGAGCAAGCCCUGUGCGCUCGAAAGGGUAUGAAAAAAGUGAAGGAAAGAUUGGGAAAGAAACCUGUAUUGCACUGUAUGUCCCAGCAAAGAACUACAUACCAACUGACGAAGAACCUUUUCAGUCAAAUUAUGACGGUAUACCAAUCGACGUAAGGGAAGGUGGUUUCGUUUUAUAUACGUCUCCUAGAGCUGAUGAGCGGCAUGAACAUAUAAAAAUGGGAUGCAAGAUCUCACGGGACAAACUCAAAGGCGCUGAAUUUAGUCAUAUGUCAGGAACAUUGGGUGGGUUCGUUCAACAUCCCAAAUAUGGCUUGUGUGGGUUUACCUGUGCCCAUGCUUUGCUGCAUUACUUAGAAUUAGAAGAAUUGAAGGAAAAGGGAGGGAUUCUGCAUUGGCCGUAUUUUGGAGAGUUUGAAGCCAUAAAUCAGCCAGAAAAUGCACUUAAUGUGAUUGGCCGACUUGUACAAGCUGUGUAUAAAGAAGGUGUCAACGGUGGUACUGGAGUAGAAGUAGCACUCUUCCAAAUAGAAAGAAGACACCCAACUAAUGGAGAUUUUCCACCUUCGCAAACACAAGCUGGGCAGGACCUGCGCUUUGAGUCUGGGAAAACGUUCGGAUGUUCACGUCUAAACGCCGACGAUAUUGUCAAAUUCGGGUGUAAAACAAACAAAACUUUUGGAAAGUUUUUAAUGAAACAAGGGACAACAUGUGUAAGAACUCAAAAGCAUAAACUCAAAGUGCAAACUAAUUUCGAAGUUACACUAUACAACCAGCUAGAGGUAAGGUCAGUACCAGAUGCCAAUGGCAGAACAUGUGACUUUGCGGACUUUGGGGACUCUGGAUCGCUAGUUUUUAUGAAAGGCGAAGACGACGAGUAUGUUUGUGUGGGCAUGCUAGAAGGCGGAACUUCAGAUGGGACUGUAGUUGUCACACCCAUUGCACCUAUCUUGGAACAGUUGGAUUUAUCCAAACUCAAAAGCUUCAAGAAAGAGAAACAAGCCCGUGAGUUGCAAUUCAUUCAGCGUGAUGUACGGACCAUUUUGCAAGAUAUACAGGAUUUAAAGGCGAACAUGCCUCAGGCAGGCCAAAACACCCGGAUCCAGAACCAAGGAAACAACAGCAAUAUUUAACAAAUCAUUUCAAAGGUCAACACUUUACGGAAAAUAUCAGUUGAAUACUCUGGCGCGCAUAUCAACCGAGAAAAAUAUCAUGUUACAAUAACGCAUUUCGUUGCUAGCAGACGAACAGAAACACAUAUAAAAGAAGCAUCGAGUUGGUGAAGUUAAGGACAUUUCCGAGACUUGUUACUGCGCAUUUGCCGGUCUGAUGUUUGCUGUUCUCAUCUGAGUUAAAUUCUUGUUAGCCGCAUCGUCACUUUGCUUUAUGAAACAAACUAGAUGUGCAAAUGUUUUAGAUAGCAAAAUCCUAGAAAGUAGUUCAUCGCCGUUUGAAUACAUCUGCGGAUGUCUCUAUAGCAUGUGUAAAUGUUGAGUUCUGCUCAACCCGGGGCUAGAGGGCGUGGACGGUAGCAUGUAUUUCCACUACCGUCCAUGAACAGGCUCAAUCAAACCGAGCCUGCAACAUUUUCGUUUUUGUCGUGUUGAGCGACCUGUGAAGUUUCCACUUUUUUCUAUUUUUCUGUCUAUAGGAAAGGAAAAUGCAACGCAUAACGGAAAUGCCUGUGUCAAAUUUUUUUUUAAAAAAAAGACCACUAAAACGUUAUUUAUUUCUAUGCUUAUUACAAUGAUACAUUUAGUUUUUUAUUGUUGUUAUAUGUGAAUGAAAUCAUACUUAAAAACAUUGUUGCCAGAGAUAUAAAAAACAGAUCUUAGCUCCACUGUUCGAAGAAAAGUAUAGCCAUUGCACUCGCCCCGGUGUAACAUUAAAUACUGACCCCGUUGAAAAUAGACCCCAUGGAUCCUUUUUCAACGUUGAGUAUUGACCCCGUCAACAUUUAAACAUUAAAUUUUUAUCAGAAAGGUCCCUUUCAACAUUGAGAAUUGAACCCGUCAACAUUUCAACAUUAAAGUUUGAUCAACGGGGUCAGUUUUCAACGUGGUCAAUAUUUAAUGUUACACCGGCGUCGGCAUUAGCGUCGCCGUUGGUUUAAGUUUUUGAUACAGUCAAAUAUCACUGUUACUAUCAAAGCUAUUGACUUGAAACAUAAAAUAGUUAUAUACUAUCAAAGUCUUCACCAGGAGAAACAAUCCCACAUAACUCUGAUUGAAUUUUGUGUUUUGCCCCUUUUUAACUUAGAAUAUUUUGGUUAAAGCUUUUUAUAAAAUAGAAAAAGUGGGAAGUCAAAUAUCUCUGUUACUAUCAAAGCUUUUGACUUGGAAAUUAAAACAGUUAUUUACUGUCAAAGUCUACACCAUAACUCUUAUUUGAAUUUUGACAGGGUUAUGCCCCCUUUUAACUUAGAAUUAUAGCUCUUAUUCAGAGUCAAGCACUAAGAAAAGUCUAACGUGCUGUCUUACGGACAGCUCUUGUUUUAAGUAUUUAGUCUAGAAAUUAGCUAUGUUUGUAAACAUGAGUCGUAAUCCAAGUAAUUAGUCUCAAUAUCUUAUAAAAAUAACUUGGAUACCCAUAUUUUUAUUGUUUCCUUCAAUUUGUUGUAUAUGAAAUAAGCAUCGUGUACAGUAAAAGAGAAAAAGUUGCCAGUUGAAAGAAUAUUACAAAAUGGUUCAAUUUCUGUAACAUAUUAGUAUAUACGAGAAAUUUUCUCCGAAAUGAAAACAGGUAUAUCAAUAAUUAUUAUUGAAUUCAUAUAACUGGUUUUAUCAUUUAUGUAAAACUACAACAAAAAGAAGCUGUAACGGAAAAAUAUUGAAGACAACCUUCAUAACAAUCCUAUACAUUUUCAAAGAUACUUUUAUGCAAUUGUUUUUGUGAUAGUUCUUCUGUUCUUCUGUUAGGCGUUGAUUUCUUUUUGACAAUAAUAUUCUGUUUAAAACACACCCAACAAAAACAAUAAAUGGUUUAUAAGUUUUAUUUACAAGAUGAACAACAAUUUUUAUUGUUUUCAAUCAGUGUACAGUGAUGGCAUCUAUAAAUUCAUCUUGUGUUUAUAUUACAUUUCUGCCUCGAGUUGCUGAUUUUCGAAACUAGGCGGUCUACAUAACAGAUGGAUUAUAUAUGAUGGUUGUCCUGGUGAACAUUAUUUUUUAUUGAUCAUUCAGUUAUACAUAUACACAUCAUACACAUAUAUUGUAAGUAUUCUUAUACCAUAAACCUUAAGUGAACUUGUAUUUUCUGAAACUUUGGAUGUUUUGUGAUAAUGAAUUUAUGUUUAUUUAGCUAUGUGUUUGCAGAAGUCUUUCAUGAAUAUAUCAUAUGUAUUCAAACGCAAAUAUAUGCAUAUUAUAUAUUAAUAGCUCAAAAUGUUUGUCAGCUUAAUUUUUUUUUCUUAUUUGUCAGUUUACAAUUUUAAUUAUUAUUAUUAUUAUUAUACCAGAUUUACAUAGCGCCCUUUUCAUGAUCAAUUUCACGUUCAAAGGCGCUUUACAAAGUUCAAAUGCAGCCACACAGGGCGCAUAAUUCAUCAUCUACUAGUACAGACACAGAGCGAUCUGACCAGAGGGACAGAGUGAGACAAAGCCCCCACGACAGAGAGAUCAGAAAUCAGAUACAGGCUUGUCCAGCUAACUUAGCCUAGCUCGUUGCGAAUAGACAGCCUGGUUCUUUAACGUGCCUAGUGUAUAGCACUGAUACACGCAAGGAUUGCCUGGGUUCCUGACCAGUACACCUCUAGUUGGCUGGGAAACACUGAAAAGCGUUUCUGAAAAUUCCCGAGUUGCUGCCGGGGAUCGAACCCCCGACCUUAGGAUUGGAAGGCCAGUGUGCAAACCACUGAGCUAUCCGUCCACCACAUUUAUUACAUUUGUCAACUUACAAUGUUAUUAUAAUUGUCGACUUACAGUUUAAUUACAUUUUUCUUUGUGACUUAUAAUAACAUGUUAUAUUUUCUAUGGUAGAACAUUAGUGCCAGUUGUAUGCUAUUUACUAACUCAAAAUUUCUAGAUACUAACUAGAAAUUUCGAGUUAUUAAGUCAAAAUUUUGAGUAACAUAUUCGAAAUUUUGAGAUACUAACUAGAAAUUUCAAGUUAUUAAGUCGAAAUUUCGAGUCAGUAAAACAAACGUUUUUGAAAUUGCUACGCUAAUUAGUUACAUGAAACUUCGAGUAGUAUAGGCUUUUAGCUUUGUAUCUGAAAAUAUGCGCGAGUUCUGCAUCAGAAAUAUUGCGCGACCUUAGGAGCGCAAUAUUCUUUGCUUAAAGAACGAUGCAAAGAUAAUAACCUUUCUUUUACACAGUUAUCUACACUUAUAAAUGUAAUGUAAAUAUUAUGAAUAUGUUCAUUAGUCUGCAUAAGAUUGACAAUACUGAACUAAAUAAAAGCAUUAUUGCAACGACACACAUUAAAUUACGUCACACACCCGACAUGAAUUCAGGCGUCAGUGUAUGGAAAAAUGUCGGCGUUUCCGGUACCAUUGUAACUUAACGGGAAAUAUAAAGGAAUAUAUAAUCAGUACAUGUAUAGGUCCUGGUCGGAUUAGGUACCUUGUGUAGCGCACAAAUUGCUGUGAAAGAUCUUAUAAGAUGACCGGACAGCGUUUGCUGAAAAAUAUCAGUUUUAACCAUGUUUAAUGUGGAAGGUUUCCGACCUAGUUUGAGUCCGUAUGGCUAUGGAAUAUAGACAUAUUCUACAUAAAGGUAUAGUUAUGAGUCUGGCCAAGAUCAGAUACCUGAGUAGCUCAAGAAGUUGAGGACAGAUCAAAGAAGUUGACUGGGUAGUGUUCGAACUUAAAAUAUUUCACUAUUUUGACCAUAUCUGGAAGGGUUUCGAAAUCUGGAGUAGCUCCAGAGACUAGGAGUUGUCUCUAGAGACAUGCAUUGAUGUAUGGUAGUAUAUGUUCAAGUCGCUACAUUCUGGGUACUAAACAAGUAUGUGUAGUUACUAGUAUCACAUUAAUAUCUCUGGCUUUUGACAGGCGGACAAAUAUUAAAAUUUAGCGGAUGAAAAGGCAAGAAAAUAAGUAAAACUUUCGAGUUUAACUUAAUAAAUGAAUGGCAGCUGGCGCUAAUGCUUUUCUGUUAGUUUUGAAAUUACGAAAUGUAUAGAAUAUUAAAUUGCAAAUAAAUAAAAAAUUCUAAAAAACGUUUA
Messenger RNA from Mercenaria mercenaria, 6901 nucleotides. RefSeq lists its product as uncharacterized. NCBI's taxonomy places the organism in Eukaryota, Metazoa, Mollusca, Bivalvia, Venerida, Veneridae. The record is from RefSeq and is a predicted model, not a curated record. The coding region runs from base 1 to 2868 and encodes 955 amino acids. The transcript has 3 exons.